AUGAUCUACGUGUUUUUCUUCUUUAUUGUGAGCCUGAUUCUAUGGGGUGUAUUUCUGACCACCGGUUAUCUGUGCUAUCUUGUACGACACUCUCAUGGAGAAAAGAAGCUGAAUCCUCAAAGCGGAAAGACAGUUUCCUUAUGUUGCGUAAUGGGCUCCGGUGGACAUACAACGGAAAUGCUUGAACUGCUAAAACACCUUGGCAGUCAGUACACUCCUCGUUGCUACGUGGUAGCUGAUACGGAUCAUAUGAGUGAGGAUAAGACAGUCUCCUUGUGUUGCGUGAUGGGCUCCGGUGGACAUACAACGGAAAUGCUCGAACUACUCAAACACCUUGGCAGUCAGUACACUCCUCGUUGCUAUGUGGUGGCUGAUACGGAUCAUAUGAGUGAGGAUAAGGUUCUCAAUUUUGAGAAAACGCGUGACAGCGGCGCUUUCCAAAUUUGUCGCAUUCCUCGAAGUCGUGAAGUUGGGCAAAGCUUCCUGACUGCGGUGCCGACAACGCUGUACUCUAUCAUUUAUGCUCUACAAAUUGUAUGGAAAGCUAAACCUGAUCUUCUACUUGUGAAUGGUCCUGGAAGCUGUAUUCCAGUUGUAUUUGCCGCUGCACUUUUUGACAUGAUACGUUUGCGUGAUACGAUAAUAAUUUACGAAGAAUCUAUUUGCCGCGUUGAAAGUUUGUCAUUAUCUGGAUCCAUUCUUUACUUCACCGGCUUGGCUGAUGAUAUCAUAGUCCAGUGGAAGCAGCUGAAGGAGAAAUAUCCGAGAACGNAUCAAGUCUGCAUUCUUCCGUCCUGGUUCUCCCUCAGCCCAUCAGGAUAUUAUCCUUUCGAAUUUCUAGUACUAAAAUUGGAAAAGAAUGAUUUCCCCGAAUACUAUGGUUGUAAUCGUGAAGGAUGCCCGUUCUUAUAUUUCAUUGUUCUUGUAUGCGGGCUCAGUGCCUACUAUUCUCUUGAUUCAGGAUCCAUUCUUUACUUCACCGGCUUGGCUGAUGAUAUCAUAGUCCAGUGGAAGCAGCUGAAGGAGAAAUAUCCAAGAACGACGUUUAUCGGCGAUUUGAAAUGA
Haemonchus placei is the source of this 1065-nucleotide messenger RNA. The record is from the annotation of a GenBank genome assembly. NCBI's taxonomy places the organism in Eukaryota, Metazoa, Nematoda, Chromadorea, Rhabditida, Trichostrongylidae.